This is a messenger RNA of Podarcis raffonei (Aeolian wall lizard), 2195 nucleotides long. RefSeq names its product CASP8 and FADD like apoptosis regulator (gene CFLAR). Gene Ontology annotation, molecular function: protein binding; cysteine-type endopeptidase activity. Gene Ontology annotation, biological process: proteolysis; negative regulation of extrinsic apoptotic signaling pathway via death domain receptors. Bases 477 to 1943 code for a protein of 488 amino acids. The transcript is spliced from 11 exons. NCBI's taxonomy places the organism in Eukaryota, Metazoa, Chordata, Lepidosauria, Squamata, Lacertidae. The record is from RefSeq and is a predicted model, not a curated record.
GCAUUUUGGUUCGAUCCGGUUGCGCACCGUCGGGGCUUCCUUGCGCGUGGGAAGGAAGCUGACUCGCUCUUCUGGUUUGCGCAGGAACUGCGAGCCGCUCAGCGCCACUCCCCAAAAAGGGAGCCUAGCCAACAAGGCUGUUGUUCGUCAGAACGGGUAAUGGCGGACGCCGAAGUUUGGAGACUGCCAUCUUGAGAAGGGGAAGCCACCGCGGAGCGCGGAUCGAGAGGUGUGGUUGCGCGAGUAGGGCUUGCUCAGAGGAGCUAAUUUCAGGACUGAAAACAUUAUAUGGACAGCAGAUAUAGAAGGCUUUCAUUUCUCAGGACUUUUGCCCAUGAGCAGAAGGAUCCAGCCGGCUUAUGAACAGGCAGGUUUAAUUUCUAGCUUUUAUUUUUCACAUUAAAGACCCGAAAGCAAAGCCCGGCUGCUGGAGACCAAGGGGGAAGGAGGAUAUUGUGUUCAGAAAAAAAAGGCUCAUGACUCGGCUUUCCUGUUUAGGAAACACGCACGGCUUUUUAAAGGGACAGUGGCUUGUGAUGACAGUUCCCCAGGUGCCCGCUGUCCUUCUUCACCGAAUUGAACAGGAGCUGGACGCGGAGGAAAGGGAAACUAUGCAGUAUUUGUGCCGAGAUCUUGUUCCUGACGUACCUGCGACAGAGACCCGGAAACUCUUCGUGGCUUUGAACGAGAGGGAGAUGCUGACGCUCAGCACUUUGUCUGAACUCCUGUACAGACUGAAGAGAUUUGACUUGCUGAGGAAAGUCCUGGGGACUGGGAAGGCAGCUGUGGAAGCCAAUUUGUCUCAGUUUCCCCCGUUGAUACCAAAGUACAGGGUGCUAAUGGCAGAAAUCAGCAAGGAACUGGAUGAAGAAGAUCUGCGUUCCUUUAUGUUCCUCAUGAUGAACGAUACAUCCUAUGGGAAGACAGCAAAAGAGAAGACUUUCCUGACAAUUAUAACUGACCUUGAGAACCUAGACUUGGUGUCUCCUAGCCGCCUAGAUUUUCUGGAAGAUUGCUUCUUGCACAUGCGCAGGAGAGAUUUGGUGAAGAGGAUCCAGAAGUUCAAGCAGGAAGAGCAUCCCAUUGGCACUUCGUCUGUAUGCGCUAACAGACUUCAGGCAUCAUUUCCUGAGCUGUCUAUUGCUGAUCCUCCGGCAGUUGGGAACCAAGGCAGGCUGUCAAAUGGAGAAUGUGCCUUUCAGGCAGCAAAGGUUAACAUACCAAUACCAGAAACAGGAGGAGCUGAAGCACAGGUCCUUAACAAAUACAGAAUGCGGAGUAAGCCUUUGGGAGUAUGCUUGAUUAUAGACUGCAUUGGCAACGAUACAAAUAUGCUGGCAGAAGCCUUCCAAGCGCUGUCCUUCGAAGUCCGCUGUUGCCUCUUCCUGAGUGUGGACUCCUUGGUGCGCGAGCUGUUUGAGGUCGCGAGGCUGAAGCAACACAAGGACUACGACUGCUUCGUUUGCGUCCUCAUCAGUCGAGGGAACGAGCAAGGCAUCUUCUGCACAGACCAGGGUGCUCCUGCGUUCUCCCUGGAGAGGUUGAAGAAUUUCUUUACUGGCGAUGCGUGCGUUUAUCUCUCAGGGAAACCCAAGCUGUUCUUCGUCCAGAACUAUGUUGAGCGCGGAAGCAGGCAGGAAAAUACCAGCUUAAUAGAGACAGACGGAGAUCUGUAUACCAUUCCGCAAGGAGCAGACAUUCUCUGGAGCCAAUGUAUGCUGGAUGCAUCAUACCUGGAGAGAUCGCAGAGUACAUCCUCUUACUACCUGUCUGCUCUAGCUGACCUUCUGACUGAGCCGCACAAAAGGAAGUUGCAUCUGUUGGAUAUCCUGGUGGAGCUGAACAACAGAGUUUAUUCGCGGAACAGGACUCACCCUACGGAACAGUAUUUUGUCAUGUUGAAGCAUACCCUAAGGAAAAAGCUUUUCCUCUCUGACACCUAAAUACGCCAAGCCUAACUCGCAGCAGGUGUGCCCUAGGGAGAUCUCCCUUUGAAUGCCAUCCAUUGGUCCCCCCUCUAAGGUCAAGAACCACCAGCUAUGGUAGGAUUUUGUCCCUUCUUUAUGCCGCCAGGUACCCAAAGUUCAGAUAGAUAGAUGCUAGGUUAAAGGACAAUAUAAUCUAAUGCAACAUAGAAGACUAAUAGACACCACUGAUCACACCUCUUCAUUUUUCAGCUUCUUUCUCACAACCCU